CGCCGCCGCCGCCGCCCGGGCGCAGUCGCCAUGGAGGGGCUGCGGGGUACGCUGGCCCGGUGGCUGCCGGCGGGGCGGCCGCGCUGGCUGUGGGGGGCUGCGGCGCUGCUGGCGCUGGGCGCUCUCUUUGGGGGGGCCUGGGGAUGGUCCGGCCGGAGGGCUGCGCGGCGGCGGCGGCUGCAGCGGGUGGGCACGGUGUUGAGGCUCGUCGUGUACCCGGUGAAGUCGUGCCGGGGGGUGGCAGUGGGGCAGGCGCAGGUGACGCCGAUGGGGCUGCGGAGUGGCGACUUGCGGGACAGGUUUUGGCUUGUGAUCAAGGAAGACGGGCACAUGGUUACAGCUCGUCAGGAGCCGCGUCUUGUCCUCAUUACCGUCUACUGUGAAAAUGGACACUUAAUCUUGGAAGCCCCAGAUAUGAAGGAGCUGUACUUGCCCAUAAAGCUCCCCAAGAAAAAUCCCGUGAAGACCUGCAGGGUGUUUGGACAGGAUAUCCAAGGCAGAGACUGUGGAGAUGAAGUGGCUCAGUGGAUCACCAAUUUCCUGAAUUCAGAACCAUAUCGACUGGUGCAUUUUGAGCCCUCCAUGGUGCCAAGAAAGUCAAAGGAUAUCAUAAACCUUUUUCGAACCACUGAUGAGGUUGCCUAUCCUGACUGUAGCCCUAUCUUGAUGAUCUCAGAAGCUUCACUGGAAGAUUUAAAUACCAGACUGGAGAAGAAAGUUAAGAUGGAAAAUUUCAGACCAAAUAUUCUUGUGACAGAUUGCAGUCCUUUUGAGGAGGACACCUGGGAGGAUAUUCUAAUUGGUGAUGUGGAAUUGAAAGGGACAUUGUGCUGUUCCAGAUGUAUUUUAACAACUGUUAACCCAGACACUGGAAUCCUGGACAGGAAGGAGCCCCUGGAAACAUUGAAAAGUUACCGCUUAUGUGACCCGUCCCAGCGACAUAUCUACAAAUCCAGCCCUCUCUUUGGAAGAUACUUCGGUGUUGACAAAACUGGAACAAUCCGAGUUGGAGACCCCGUGUACAAGAUGAUCCAGUCAUGAGAGAGAUUUUGGUUGGAAGAUGACUUUUCAUUUUGAUAUUCAAAUUGUUUUCCCAUCAACACUGUCACCAGCAUAACUUUUUCUUAGCCUUUGUAGUAUUUUUUGUGUUAUGUUCCUUUUUAAGGUGCAGGGGAGGUCUGAGGCUAUGAAGUGCCAAUCAUUUCAGUUUUGUCAUCUCCUUAGCAUACCUGUAGCUACCAUGGCUUUAGUUUUUUCUGGAGGCUGUGAUAUAAUAAACUUUAAUCCAAGACAGACUUUACAGUACUGCUGUGAGUAUUACACCUCCUAAAAGUUUAGUUUAAAUUCAAUAUAAUAAUCCAAACUCAUGUACAAGGGCUUUGCAUUGUGCUUUGUGCAUUGUGCAUUAGAUACACUCAGUGCCUCUAAAGAACCCCAAGAAGUUGUGCCAAGUGUAUGAAGUGUGUUGAUCACAGAGCUGCCUUUACAGGUGAGUGCCCAUGACAAGACUGUUUUAGAUUCCACCAUUCUUUGGUCCUAAGCAUCUUACCCUAUUUGUGCCUGCAGGUACUUCCUUACAAUGUUUCUUACCCUGCAGUCAUUUCCUGGAGAUUGCUCCUCUUUUUUGAGAAAUAUCAGGAGAGGUUUUUGAGCUGGCUAAAUGGUUCUUUAAUUUAGAAGCUAACAAUCUGUAGAACUUAGGGGUGCAUUUAGUUUUACCUUUGCUUGACAAAAUAUGAGCAACUGUUUCUUUUCUUCUAUGAAGCAUAUCAUAACUUCUAGGCUGUAGAGUAAUGGUGCAUUUGCUAAUGCAUCAAUAGAACUUCCAGUUUGACUAAAAGAAUUAAGCAUUUGCUGAAUCAGAGAGUUGAUGCACAUUGGAAGGGAUGAAAAGCUGUUGGGAGUGAUCUGAUUCUGAGCCUGCCCUGUUCAGACUGAUGUCCAGGCAAAUAUUACUGGGAUUCCUUGUUCGUAUGUGAUUCUUCUCUGGCUUGGUGAGCCUCUUACUAUAGAGAGAUUGCUAAGCAAUCCCAAUUGCUCUCUAAGGUAUUGGGAAGGCUGCAGUUUUAGCCUGAGCAUGUUAAUAUACUUAUUGGUUACUUGUUUAGAUCUCUGGUUGCCCACCACACCCCUGUCCUAAACAAAAUGUCAGCCAUUUGUGUGACGAUUAUAUUUUCUGCUAUAUUUUAUACAGUAUAAGACGGGAGGAAAUUAGUUGGAUGAUAUCACUAAUGUCUUCAAAUGUUACAUUAUUUAUUUAAAAAAAGUGGACUUGAAGACAAAAGCCUUCCAUCUUUCAAAUGUUUGACUGCCUGUUGCUUUGUCAUGGAUUACUAGACCUUGUGUUAAAGAAGCCCAAAAGAGGAAUCUUAAUUAAGUCUGAAGAAGGACAAAUCAUAAUCCAGUUUGGUGUUCAGAUUCUUUGUUUUCUAUUAAUCUGAAGUUGGAAUGUUGUUGCAUGCUCAAAACUCAAACCUGUAAAAUGAAGAACUGUUGUGCUUUUGAGCAAAUCCAGAUAGAUGUAUGUGGAAAGCCUGAUGCAGGCAUUUGGGGAAGGAAGUUUUCUAUUUUUUGUGACUUCAGGAGUUGCUCUUAAUAUCUUUUCAUUAGCAGAGUGCUCUGCAAGUCUAAAGUUUUCAUGUGACAUACAAGUGCCCAGUGAGGACUGCACAUUGUGUGCUUGUCCAUUCUUCUGCCUGACACAGCAACUAGUGAGAGGAAGUGAGAGAAAAAGCAUCUUUUUAAAAAGAAAAUAAUUUUUAGGUUAAUUUUUAAAAAGUGUAUGUUGAAGAUCCUUACUAUUAGAAGCUGAAAGCUUAUGGAUUCCUAAUGGUAUUAAGCAAAGGCAGCCUGCUGACUUGCCAAAGCAAUUAGUUAAGUGUGUCUCUUCAUGAAGUCCGAAGAGAGCCAAUUCUUUUACCCCUAGCCCAGCAUAUUUUUUCAGCAUUGUUUUAGCAACACAUUAGGAUUUAUGUAGCAUAAAUUUUAUGGCAUAGAUCAUGUUGCUUAGUUGCUAGACUAUCAUAGGUUGGACUAAUGUGGAAAUGGGGUUGUUUUAUCCAGUGAGAAACUGCAUCUGUAUUCCCGCUAAGAAAAAAAAAAUAGCUCUAAAGCCCUGAUUUAUCCCUGUAAAAGCCCCAUAUUGAAUUUGGCUAAAAUCCUGAAAUAGGUGUACAUCUGAGUACAACACAUUUCAGAAAUGCCACUUAAGUCCGUUGUGUGAUGAAAGAGGGCCACUGUGUGAAGCAGAAAGAGUAGCUUACAAACAUUACAAUAUACAUAUCUUCAUGUGUGUGUUGGGCUGCUCUAACUGUAGGAAUUGUAUUUGAUUUUUCUAAAGAGAUUUAGGAAAAUGACUGACUGAAAACGUGACUAUCAUAAAACUUUUUAAAACUGUGUACUCAAAACUCAAAUUGUUUUAACUCUAAAGGAAUAAAAUAAAGGUAUUAACUUCUACUGAA
Molecule: messenger RNA, 3461 nt
Organism: Calypte anna (Anna's hummingbird)
Lineage: Eukaryota; Metazoa; Chordata; Aves; Apodiformes; Trochilidae
Gene: MTARC2
Product: mitochondrial amidoxime reducing component 2
Exons: 7
Coding region: 31-1041 (336 amino acids)
Biological process (GO): nitrate metabolic process
Cellular component (GO): mitochondrial inner membrane
Molecular function (GO): nitrate reductase activity; molybdopterin cofactor binding; molybdenum ion binding
Source: RefSeq, a predicted model, not a curated record